CAAGGCUGCAGCUGAAGACCUUUUGCUUAAUUCUUUGACACGAGGUGCCGCGUGCUUGGUGCCCUGCUCGUGUGUCCAUUCAUGAGCCCCGCUCAAAUUUAUGCUGUCUGCUGGUACACUGGUGAAAGCGGUGGUGUUGUGAAAAGAAAAACAAUUAUAUAAGACGCGUCUCGUUGUGUUGCUUCACUUGUCUGUAGACUGGCGUCAUUGACUCCACACGAGCAUGUUCAACGCUCUUUCCAACGGCCUUUCCCGUAUCGGUAUUAACUUGGGCGCCCGUGGUAGAUCUUGUGACAGUGCCAUGUCGCUGCUGCAUGAUGUGGAUGUACCAACGAAGAAGGCAACGUUUGCCAUGGCAUGCUUUUGGGCACCAGAUGCAUUGUUUGGAGCCACUCCUGGUGUGAUUCGCACCCGAGUGGGUUAUGCUGGAGGCACUAAGGAGGGCCCGACUUACCGCAGCUUAGGUGACCACACAGAAUCGAUCGAUGUUGAUUUUGAUCCAACAGCUAUCACAUAUGAUAAGCUAUUGGAUAUUUUCUGGAACAAUCACGACCCCACAGCACGAACAACUAAGCAGUACACUUCCCUUAUAUUCUUCCAUGAUGAUGACCAGAAAAAACUGGCAGAGCAGACCCUAAAAGAGCAAGAAGGAAAACAAAAAUCUCCCAUUGUUACACAAAUUCUACCAGCAGGAACUUUCUGGGAUGCUGAAGACUACCACCAGAAGUACCGUCUGCAACAGCACGAUUGGCUCAUGAAGGCUAUUGGGAUGAAGUGCGGGCCCAAACUGAAGACAUCACAUGUUGCAGCACGUCUCAAUGGAUAUGUGAUCGGCCGAGGAGGUGUUGCCCAGUUUGAAAGAGAUGUUGCAAGACUUGGGCUCAGCGAUGAAGUGGCUGAUUUUGUCCGCAAACUUUGUAUUAAGUACGAAAAUGCUGGUCCGUUCUGUUAGACUUGAAGAGCAUGGGUUUAAGUAAAUCUUGUUUGAAAAAAAAAUGAACUUAUUUUCUUUCACUGAGUGACAAUAAUCAUCGCAAUACUUGCCCACCAUUUUUAAGCUUUUGAUUUCACUAGUAAAUCUUGUCUUAUCAACAACAUUGAUCAAUGUAAGUUUCUGCUGGGAAAAAGAGAAAAAAACUGCAGUUGAAAUGUGCUGUUUACAUUUGCAUUUAAUUGCUAGCAGUUUUAUGGCAAUAUUUAGUGCUUAUGUAAAAAAAACUAAGUUCAAGUAAAGUUACCAAAAAAAAGGAUUUAAGUUCUAAAACUAUUUUUAAUAUGUUUUUUAAUUGUUGUCUUGUUUCCAUUUUACCUCAAUGUUAAC
Thrips palmi is the source of this 1321-nucleotide messenger RNA. Its product is annotated as peptide methionine sulfoxide reductase-like. Gene Ontology annotation, molecular function: peptide-methionine (S)-S-oxide reductase activity. The transcript is spliced from 5 exons. NCBI's taxonomy places the organism in Eukaryota, Metazoa, Arthropoda, Insecta, Thysanoptera, Thripidae. The record is from RefSeq and is a predicted model, not a curated record. The coding region runs from base 224 to 952 and encodes 242 amino acids.